AGAAAAUUACUACGACGAAGCGAGUUUAUAUUCAUCAGAAGAAAAUCAUACGACUCGCCGUUGUAAUCAUUUCUGUCAACCGGAAUUGGGAUUUUAGUGCCAAAAUCAAUAUGUAUCAUCCAUCUAGAGGCGGAGUUCGGGGUGGUCGCGAUCAAUUUAGCUGGGAUGAUGUUAAAGUUGAUAAGCAUCGUGAGAACUAUAUUGGACAUAGUGUCAACGCUCCAGUUGGAAGAUGGCAGAAAGGUAAAGAUCUUUAUUGGUAUGCGCGCGACAAGAAAUCUCAACAAAUGGAUGCAGAGGCAGCAAAAGAAGAGAUACGAAGGAUUAAGGAAGAAGAGGAGCAAGCCAUGCGGGAGGCUCUGGGAUUAGCUCCUAAGCGUGCUGCCCGGCCUCAAGGAAACCGACUAGACAAGCAUGAGUUGUCUGAGCUAGUGAAGAGAGGCUCUACAGCAGAAGACCUUGAAGCAGGCCAUGCUGAAGCUGCUCAGGUUCAAGGCCUUGGGUUUUCUCGAUCGCAUGAACCCUGGAAAGAAUCCUCAAGUGCAGUACCCAGUGAGAAGGCAGAACCUCCAGAAAUCAGAAACAGGUCCAUGCUGGAGGAACCCACAAGUAGAGAAGAACGCUCAGAGGAAGAAAGAAGCCAAAGGAAGAGACACCAUGAAGAUAAGAAACGGGAGAAGCAUGAUAGGCGCGAGAAACGGCACUCUCGGGACUCGGAUGAUGAACGGCGGAAGAAACAUAGGAGAGACAAGAAGAGGAGACAUGAUUCUGAUUAACUCAGUGGUACCUUAUAUAUAAGGACGUAUGGUUAUCUAAUUGUACAAUUCCCCAAUAUGGUGAAUGCUAGUUCGGAAAUGCUUAUGAGAAGAAAGGCAAGUACGAAUAGCAUCUCCUAUUCCUGUGCAAACCAUAACCAGAGUCUAUUGUGUGGGUCCUGAGAGUUUGUGACAACGUUUGUGAAGUAUGGGCACUAUAUAUUGGUUGAUCAUAGUUUUUCAAGUUGUUAACAUCGAGGGUAAAACAAAAAACAAGGAAUGUUAAAUUUGCUAUCUAUGUUAUGAUAGAAUUGGGACCACCAAAAUUUCAUGUACUCCCUCUGAUCUCCUAUAAUUGUCCCAUUUUUUCAUUUUUUUAUGUUCCUCUAUAA
Molecule: messenger RNA, 1147 nt
Organism: Cuscuta europaea
Lineage: Eukaryota; Viridiplantae; Streptophyta; Magnoliopsida; Solanales; Convolvulaceae
Source: the annotation of a GenBank genome assembly